Messenger RNA from Lates calcarifer (barramundi perch), 3090 nucleotides. Its product is annotated as sodium- and chloride-dependent GABA transporter 2. The transcript has 13 exons. Bases 62 to 1663 code for a protein of 533 amino acids. NCBI's taxonomy places the organism in Eukaryota, Metazoa, Chordata, Actinopteri, Centropomidae. Gene Ontology annotation, biological process: sodium ion transmembrane transport. The record is from RefSeq and is a predicted model, not a curated record. Gene Ontology annotation, cellular component: membrane.
UCUCGACACAAUAAACAGUAAAGAUCCUCAUUUCCUUGCAGGGGUGUUCUUCAUCCCGUACAUGUUGUUUCUGUUUACAUGCGGAAUCCCCUUAUUCUUCCUUGAGACUGCCUUGGGACAAUACACGAGCCAGGGAGGUAUCACAUGCUGGAGAAAGAUUUGCCCGCUUUUCCAAGGCAUGGGCUAUGCCAGUCACUUAAUCAUCGCAGUCAGCGCAACCUCCUAUGUCGUCAUCAUUGCGUGGUCGUUUUUUUACCUGUUCUUGUCCUUCAGUGCGGAUUUGCCUUGGGCUACAUGUGGACACCACUGGAACACAGACUCAUGCUUGGACUCCACCCAUCCAAAUCUGAGUACAACAUCCAGACUGAACACCACUCUUGCUGUUGUGGAGUUCUGGCAGCGCCGUGUUUUGAAAAUCUCCAGUGGUAUUGAGGAGGUGGGCAGCUUGAGGUGGGAGCUGGUCUUGUGUCUCAUCCUGUCCUGGGUCAUUUGCUACUUCUGCGUUUGGAAGGGUAUUAAGUCCACAGGAAAGGCAGCCUACUUCACAGCCACCUUCCCUUUUGUUACACUGUUUGUUUUGCUGGUACGUGGCAUCACCCUGCCAGGGGCAAUGGAUGGGAUCAUUUACUACAUCUACCCUGAUAUUUCUCGCCUUUCAGAUCCUCAGGUGUGGAUGGAUGCUGGUACUCAGAUCUUCUAUUCUUAUGCCAUCAGCCUUGGAUUCCUAACCUCUCUUGGGAGUUACAACACUUACAACAAUGACUGUUACAAGGACUGUUUCUACUUGUGUCUGCUGAACAGUGGCACCAGCGUUGUGGCAGGCUUUGCCAUUUUCUCCAUUUUGGGUUUCAUGACAUAUGAACAAGGAGUGGAUAUUUCUGAGGUGGCACAAUCUGGCCCAGGGUUGGCUUUCAUUGUGUAUCCACGUGCAGUAGCAAUGAUGCCCAUGCCUCAGGUGUGGUCAGUGUGUUUCUUCCUCAUGAUCAUUCUGCUUGGACUGGAUAGUCAGUUUGUUGGUAUGGAGUGUCUGAUGACGUCAGUAGUCGAUCUGUUCCCUACUUACCUGCGAAAAGGCUGCAGGCGUGAGCUGCUUCUGCUGGCUAUCUGUUGUACCUGCUGUUUGCUGGGACUCUCACUGGUCACUGAGGGAGGGAUGUACCUGCUCCAGCUGUUGGAUCAUCACGUCUGCAGCGGCUCUACCCUGCUCCUCCUCUCUCUCUGUCAGUCUGUCAGCAUUGCCUGGGUCUAUGGUGCUGACCGUUUUUAUGGCAAUAUCACUGACAUGAUUGGCUACCGUCCAAUACCAUUAAUGAAGUACUGCUGGCGCUACAUCACUCCCCUCAUCUGUUUUGGCACCUUCAUCUUCUCUAUUGUCAAAUACUCCCCACUGAAGUUCAGUAACACUUACGUUUAUCCACUCUGGGCGAACAUCCUGGGCUGGUUCAUUGCCACAGUCUCCCUGUCCCUCAUCCCUCUGUUUGCAUUAUAUAAAAUAAUGCAGGGUAAAGGCACUCUUCGACAGCGCUUCCUGACACUCUGUCAGCCUAUGGACGACCUCCCAAUGAAUCAAAAAUGUCCUACCCCUCCUCUUCUGGGAACCAAUGGCAUCACGGCCCACACGGAGCUCAAACCUUUAUCCCACACUGGUGAACUCACUCAGUGAGCACAGAGUUGUUCAGCUGUGAUGUUGUACUGUAAAUAAGCGCGUGGUCUUCCGGGCUCUUAUUCAUCAAACUUCUAUGAGUUAGACCCAUGAAUACCCUAAACGAGUCAAACUUAGCAGUUGAAAAAAUGACUGACUUAGUUCAUUUUGAGUAAUACUAUAUUGUGAAGUCAGUCCGAAACAUUUUUCACUGUACUGUUCAAUAACUUGACAGGGAACUUUUAACUAACUUGACACAUGUCUGGAGUUCUACUCAUAUGUCAGAAGGAAUUUGACAAAUAGCUUUAAUUCUGAAGUUUGAGAGUUGUUGUAAAGGUGAGGUGAUUUUUAAAAAAAAUAUUUGGACAUUUUAUGCCUUUAUUUGAUAGCUACAGUGAAGACAGGUAAUUAGGGAAAACGAGUAGGAGAUCGACACAUAGUAAAUAAUCCUACCUGCCGGGAGUCAAACUGGGGACCUACUGCUCAAGGCGCAUGCACCUCUGUGGCAUGCUCCAUAACCAUUCAGCCAGCAGGUGAAUUUGUACUUUUAUCUUUCACUAAAGCCCCAAAUUUCACUUGCAGGGAGUUAUAGAUAUAUGUGCCAUGGACUCAUCAUCACAACAAAGUUGUUAGUUUAACAUUUAACAUGUUCCAAAUGCAACUUGAGCAAAUUAUUGAUAAAAAUGGCAUUAUAUAUUGUUUUUGUUUGUUUGUUUGUUUUUGGUUACACUAGGACAUUUACUGGCUAGGUUCUUUGAACCACUCACUGACUGCAACCAUGACCUGUGUAGCACUGCAAUGUAUUUGUAUCUAGAUAUCAUAUGUGGAAUGUAUAGUGCUAUAUACCUCUUUAUAUAACUUACCUCUUUAAACUAUGCUAAGUGUCCUGCACUAACAUAAGUGGAUUCUUUCACUUUCUCUUUCUCACACUCCCUUGCUGUUUCCUCACUCAAACUCAACCACCACAAAACCCUGUGUAUUUACAGUCCAUCUUGCACAUACUGUGGUAUGAACACAAAAUAGACUUAAUAAUGUUUCACCAUUCUCUGGUAGAAUGCUUUUCAAACCAUUUUCCCCUCCUAACUACUCUCCAUUCCUCAACCAUGUAGAGUAAAUCUUUUCCUCAUGGAGGUGAAAAGUUUAUCACCACCAUCCACAUUAUUAGAUAUGCAAUGAAUGCUGGGCAUCUUCAGACAACUGCCAGGGAUGGAUCAAGCUGCCAAAAGAUUUUUACCCAGGUGUAGGGCAUGAGAGGACACGUGGAGUGAUGUUGAAGACGGCCAAAUGCAGAAGACAGGACCGGCUAGCUGUGUUGUAUUUCUAUAUCUGCAGAUAUCCUAUGCAAGUAUUUGAAUAUGUAUAGUUUUAUAUUACAUUACUGGAAUCACUGGUGUCAUUUUGUGCGCUUGGAAUUACUCUAUACAUGAUUGGUCAUAAAAUAAAGCCUA